CUCCCUGCCAGCGACUUCACAUCUGCCUCAGACGAGCUGAUAGAAAGAGCAGAAGACAUGGCUGUGGUUAGUGGAACUUACCGUAUGGUGUCGGAAGAGGAGCAGGCUCUCAGGGCCAAGCUGGAACGUCUCACCGUCAAGGACCAUGGGCCAGUGUUUGGACCCUGCGCCAGCCUGCCGGACCACACCAAGCAGAAGGCCAAGGACGAGCUGAAUGAGACAGAUGAGAAGCGUGUUUCGGCGGUGAAGGAGCUGCGAGGGAUGAUAAAGGAGAAGGCAGAUGCAGGAGACGACCUGGCCAAGGGCGUGCAGGACACGUUUGGGGAGAAACCAGACAGUUUGCUGGUCCGCUUCAUCCGCGCCAGGAAGUACGACGUGCCCAGAGCCUUUGACCUGAUGAAGGGCUACGUGCGUUUCAGGAAGGAUUACCCCGAGCUGUUUGAGAAUCUGACCCCGGAGGCUGUACGCAGCACCAUCGAAGCCGGCUACCCCGGCAUCCUGCCAAGCAGAGACAAAUAUGGCCGCGUGGUUCUGCUCUUCAACAUUGAGAACUGGGACUAUGAGGAGAUCACAUUUGAUGAGAUCCUGCGUGCUUACUGUGUGAUCCUGGAGAAGCUGCUGGAGAACGAGGAGACUCAGAUCAACGGGUUCUGCAUCAUUGAGAACUUCAAGGGCUUCACCAUGCAGCAGGCGUCAGGAAUCAAACCCACCGAGCUCAAGAAGAUGGUGGACAUGUUGCAGGACUCAUUCCCCGCCCGUUUCAAAGCUGUGCACUUCAUCCACCAGCCCUGGUACUUCACCACCACCUACAAUGUGGUCAAACCACUCAUGAAGAGCAAGCUGCUAGAGAGAGUGUUCGUCCACGGAGAUGAGCUGGAAAACUACUACAAGGAGUUUGAUGCCGACAUCCUUCCCUCUGAGUUUGAUGGAAAAGGUGCCAAGUACGACGGCAAGGGCGCAGCAGCCAAGCUGUUUGACUAAAGCCUCCUCCAUCCCUUUGCGCCAAACCAGGCGAAGAGCCAUUAUGUAUAACAAACCCCCCCACAGACUGUGGAGACUCAAAGCCCAAAUCUAGCUGUGUGGUUGUAGGAAAAAAAUAUGAAUGAAAGUGUGUGAAAAACUCAGAUGGUGUUGUUUUCCAGAGGUCCUGACAAAACACAGUCCAACAGUAAACCACAUUAUUCUCUAUCAACCAUUUGGUCGACACUUUAACACCUAACAGUUUCUCAUUUUUAGCUCUGAUGACCAA
Epinephelus fuscoguttatus (brown-marbled grouper) is the source of this 1249-nucleotide messenger RNA. It is a transcript of the gene rlbp1b, whose product is annotated as retinaldehyde binding protein 1b. Gene Ontology annotation, cellular component: membrane. Gene Ontology annotation, molecular function: phosphatidylinositol bisphosphate binding. The record is from RefSeq and is a predicted model, not a curated record. Bases 58 to 981 code for a protein of 307 amino acids. Lineage: Eukaryota; Metazoa; Chordata; Actinopteri; Perciformes; Serranidae. The transcript is spliced from 8 exons.